GACGCUAGCUGCCGACGCCGGGCUGGCUUGGCUUCGAGUGGCUGCUUCUACACGGCUUCUACACGAGCACUGACGCCACUCGCCUGAGACACAUGUACCUAUCGGUCCUCUUCGGCACGGGUCUAGCGUGCGCGACGGCGCAGGCGUUCUUCACCCUCCUAUUUGCGCGGCUGCUGCCGGACGGCAUCUGGCGGCGCGAGCCCGGCUUCUUGGCCCACCAGGCUGUCGGCCUCCCGCUGAUGCUCAUAGUCGCAGGGGUCGGGACGGUAGCCUGGUUCUUUCCAGACGAGGCGUCGCAAAAACUCGCCGCCACGCCGGAGGGCCGCGUUCACGGCGACUUUCCAACCUCAGAUUGGCUAGUGUCGCUGCUCCUGGGCGAGCUGCUGCUGUGGGACAUUCCGAUGUCGGCCUUCCCCUCGCUGCGGUCGGCUGCGUCCGUGGGGCACCACGUGAUGAUGGCUCUCGCGUGCGUGAUCGCUCUCCAGCCCUACCUGCUCUACUACGUGCCCUUCUUCGGCGGCGUGAUCGAGCUGUCGUCCAUCCCGCUGCAGGUGGUGGAUGUGCUGCACCCGAAGCACUUCGUCGAGUGGACGGAUAGGCCUCGGGUCGCGCAGCUCAACGCCGCCUGCCGCGUCGCCUUCGCGGCGCUCUUUCUGCUGACGAGGACGGCCCUCUUCCCGUUCGUCGUCUUUGGACAGGUCCUGCCCGACCUCUACCACGUCGCCUCUCGAGACCCGGACGAGCGAGUCGGCGCGGCGGUCGGCAGCGCCCUCGCCGUCGGCUUCCUGCUGCUGCAGCUCUACUGGUCGCGCCUUAUCCUCAGGCAGAUCCUCAAGAGAGGCGGAGAGGGCGGCAGCAAGGCCUCGAUCCGGAGUCGAGAGGAGGCGUCGAGUCCAGCGACAGCGUACUCCCAGCUGGACGACGUCAGAGGUCAUAGAGCAGUUGAGGCGUGA
Emiliania huxleyi CCMP1516 is the source of this 953-nucleotide messenger RNA. RefSeq lists its product as hypothetical. The record is from RefSeq and is a predicted model, not a curated record. The transcript is spliced from 3 exons. The coding region runs from base 93 to 953 and encodes 286 amino acids. Lineage: Eukaryota; Haptophyta; Isochrysidales; Noelaerhabdaceae. Gene Ontology annotation, biological process: lipid homeostasis. Gene Ontology annotation, cellular component: membrane.